CGCCAGUAAAGCCUUUCGGCACGCACUGCGCGCGUUCUAUUUGGAAACUUUCAGAAAGGAUUCGUCAUAAAUUCAUCACCUUCAUGUCGGCACUGCUGAAUAUUUACUCACCGAUGCUAUGGUUACCUUUAUUACGAUCUUACAGGUGAAUCUAGUGAUGUCCAUCCUGCUGUACGUGAUGUUCCUCGCGUACCUCUAUGGUAUCUCGGCAUUCACGAUGGACAAGCAGCGGCCCACGCAGGAUCCCAUCAACACGCUGAUAAUAAAGCUACUGCAGGCCGACAUCAGCCGCAGCCGACAAAAUCAGGACAAGGGAGCCCCGGAUUCAGGUCCACCCACCGCCUCCAACACAGACUUGGAGGAGAAAUUCAGCUCAGCCAUCUACCAACCUGUGACAGACAUCACUAUAGAACUGCUACGUCAGCACAAGCGAUACAACUCUCCGCGUGUUUUGCUUAGCGACCGACCACCUCUCCAGCCCCCGCCGCUCUACCUCACGGAUGACUUUGUCAGCAACCAGGACACCAGCGGCACCAAUAAGACGCGCCAAAAGCGUUACAUCCAGCACAAGAGCUACAGAGGGGAGUAUUCGGUUUGUGACAGCCAGAGCCAGUGGGUGACAGAUCGGACCAAGGCCAUGGACAUUCACGGAAAUCCGGUCAUCCUUACGAGUACCAUCAAUCAAGGAGGAACACCUGUCAAGCAAUACUUUUACGAGACAACCUGUCGGAACACCAAGCCCUACAAGGACGGCUGCCGGGGCAUCGACGAUAAGCACUGGAACUCUGAGUGCAAAACGACGCAGAGUUACGUGCGCGCCCUCACUCAGUCCAAAAGUGGGAUGGGCUGGCGCUGGAUACGAAUAGACACUUCGUGCGUCUGCGCGCUCUCGCGCAAACAUCGCAGGACGUAAAAAAAACACUGCAGUAGACUGCACAACCACUCCACUUUGUAUUUUUCCCUGGGGGCUGUAAAUAUAUAAAUUAUUUAAGUUAUAUGGAAUGCAUAUAGUUUAUACAUGACUGUGUAUAAUGUACAAAUAUACUUAUUUAUUUAUAAGUCAUCUACAGAGAAAAAUCAUUCAAAAAAGACACAGAAAGACUUUUCAUAACAUGCAAUAACAUUGAGGAGCGCUGCGUGGUGAAUAUGUGCCUUGUUCAUGUAUCAGAGGACGCUAGACCUGGACCUUGGGAACAGUUGCAAUGGAAAACAAAUCAAACAAAAAAUUGCUCAAUAUCAACUUCAGUAUUUUUCAUCAAAACCAGUUUUUCUACUGAGAUGUGCUGCCAGUUCUCAUUCAUGUCUGGGGAAACAAUUGACAGUCUAGAUGUUGCCGUAUUUGUAUGUAAACAUACAGUAUAUAUGUAUCAAAACUGCAUGAAAUACCUAAGAAAUAUAUAUAUUUUUCUAUCACCUUGAAAACAUGAUGUUGGUGACUCAUGAGCAGACAAAAAUGAAAUGUACCACACAAACCGCAUGGCGUCACUGAAAGAUUAGUCAGGAAAUAUACGGACCAAGAAGUAAUAUAAAGUAUGGUUUAGUGUUUCAUGAUAAAAGAUCUUGUGGGGCUGGGCAGUGUUUUGUUUUUAAUGGUAUCCCUUACAAAAAGAAGUUGCUAUUAUAGUAUACUUCCUUAGUAUAAUUUCAGUCUACUUUUAUGUACUUACACUUACAGAUAUACUACUACUAGUAUUUACAUAAAUUACACUCACAUUAAAUAAAUGUAUACUAAACUUUAUUAGGUAGACUUAAGCAUACUAAGGGAUACACACAAAGUAUACUCAUGGCUUUUGGAACGUUUUAAGGACACUAGUGAAAGGUUGCCUUUCUGGUUCACAAAACACCAAUCAUAGGUGCAUGUAAACAGGCCACUGCAUGCUGUGGCCUUUACCGUGUCGGACACAUGCCAACAUAGCAGGAAUGAUUUGAUUUAGUGGAAUUUCGGCCUAGAAAUGCAAGUGGACGAAGCCAAGCAUCAACACAUAAGAGUUUAAUGAUCCCUUUGCCCACAUGGCCUCUUGUUACCGUUGUGCUGCUUAUUAGCCUUAAAAAAAGAACUUAGAAAUAAACAGACUCCACCCACUUGUCACACCCCACCAGAGACCAAACUGACCACCACACCCACCAGCUAUAAGCUUUCUGCACAUUCCGGUCAGACCAGCCUCUUUUCAAUACUAUAACUUUACAACAAAAAAUAAGAGUGAAACCUUUCUAAGUUUAAACAAGAGCAGCACGUUAACAAUGGAACUACAAAAUGGGCCACUGCUAAUUACACCGUAGUCUUUCGCAAAGUUAAGCUGUUUAAGUCCAUGUACAUUCGUGCAGAGCUGGGAUUUCUACAUGUAAUCUCCUCCUUAAGAGGGUUUCCCUCUUGUCAGACUCAUUUUACGAGAUAAGCAUUUUGCGUGUGGACUGCAGGUAUGAGAACACUUGCCAUCUUUUCUCACUGUUCUCCGGUGAGACCAUGCGUCAAUCUCUUAAAAAAUAAAUAUGCAUAUAAAGCACAUACCUGUAAUGGUUAACAUAGCUGACCAAAUAGAUUUGGAAAAACUUUAUUGUUUUGAAUCACUAUACAAUAAAGAUUACACACCCAAGACAGCAUGUUUGUGAACAAAAUUUUGAGAGGUGUAGGGAAAGAAAAAGCAAGAAAAUACUUUGUUAGCAGUAAUAUAAAGGACUGAAUUUCAAAAGGCAUUUGGGUGGCUUUUCUUAAAUCUCACCUUUCAAAUCAAAAUUUAUUUCGAAAUUUGUGAUGUUCAAUCUCAGGUCAUCUCUGAAGUAUCCCCAAAAAGCAUCAAAUGCAACCCAAGGAAAACUUCAAGGAUGCAGAAUUGGUCAUGUAGAGAUCAGAAUAUACGACUAGAGGAAUAUUGUUAAACCCAUAACAGCAUUAAAUGAAGUGCCAAGCCAGAAUGUUGUGUAGACGGCCAGACAGAACAUAAAGUUUUAAUAACAUCCAAUCACAAACCGUAAUGUUAGUAUUAAAAAUCAAAAAAAUGUAUUGUGCUUUAAUGCUUGGCGACAGACAGACCGUUGCAUUUGAAAGUAAAAGGGUUAUUGACUAACAGAAAAUCACAAUGGAAAGUUUUAUGAUAAACAAACCCCAUUCAGAGAUCUGAGGAUGCAAUACACUUAUUCUGUAUCCUACAUUUCAGUUGGCUGGUUCUUGCUUUUUUAUUUUAUCCUUCUUUGGAGAAACAAGAGAAAAGCUCAACACAAAGUCAAUGGAUUCCCCACUACCAAGUAUAUGACUCAGAAUGGCACACAAACAUUGCCAUUUCAACACUUCAACUGUACACUGGACUCUGUUCACUUUGUUCACUAAAACAUUCCCAUGUCUUUGAGGUGUGCCCUGCAUACUUGCUGCUGAAAGCCACUGUAACCCAUCUUAGAAUGGACCAUCGGCCAUUGCUUAAACCCGAGGACUGAAGCUGUCUCUAUCUUGAGAAGAAGACUGUGCCAAAACUGUACACCAAACUUUAACUUAACAUUCAGUCAUGAAAAUUCUUCUCUGGUAAACCACGGGUUUAGUAAAGGAGCAAAGAGUCAUUCAUUAGGUUGUCAUUGUUUAGUGAAGUAGUUUAUUUUGGCUGUACCCAUAUCUCAUUGUUUGUACUUUGUGUUGAGAGAAUGAUUUAUCUGAUAAUGGUCUCUGGAAAUGUCUAUUUUCUUGUGCUGAUACUUGAAGAAGCACUGUUUGUCUGACCUGCAUCAUCUUUCUGCCUUCACUGCAAGGGCCUGUGUGAGAAUUGUCUGAAUAAAGUUGUUUUUGUAAUGUUUUUUUACAGAUUAUGUCCAUUUGGGAAUGGAACUAUAUAGCGUGCGUGCAAUGGGAAUAUUAGA
This is a messenger RNA of Triplophysa dalaica, 3843 nucleotides long. RefSeq names its product neurotrophin 3 (gene ntf3). Bases 119 to 913 code for a protein of 264 amino acids. Lineage: Eukaryota; Metazoa; Chordata; Actinopteri; Cypriniformes; Nemacheilidae. Gene Ontology annotation, molecular function: nerve growth factor receptor binding; growth factor activity. The record is from RefSeq and is a predicted model, not a curated record. Gene Ontology annotation, biological process: memory; regulation of neuron differentiation; negative regulation of neuron apoptotic process. The transcript is spliced from 2 exons.